AUGCGGAACAAAGUCAUGAGCGUCUUGUUUGCCGAUUGGUCAGGCGACGACUGGGAGACGCAGACUCGCAAGAAGCUGUCGGAGGUUCACAAGCAAGCCAAGUUUCAGCUGGAGCUCGUGAAUGUGGACGAGCUCAAGGAGAAGCGAUACACCCGCGCAGGUCACAAGGUGUUCAUGCAGAACAUGCGGAAGACCAACAAGUCCUGGAGCGAUCCGGACAUCAACGGCUGGUCAGAUGGCUGGCCGCUGGGCUGGCCAGAAGGCUGGCCGCUGGGCUGGCUUCUCGGUUGA
This is a messenger RNA of Effrenium voratum, 291 nucleotides long. Lineage: Eukaryota; Dinophyceae; Suessiales; Symbiodiniaceae. The record is from the annotation of a GenBank genome assembly.